Messenger RNA from Zingiber officinale, 1652 nucleotides. Its product is annotated as cytochrome P450 85A1-like. The transcript has 9 exons. NCBI's taxonomy places the organism in Eukaryota, Viridiplantae, Streptophyta, Magnoliopsida, Zingiberales, Zingiberaceae. Gene Ontology annotation, biological process: sterol metabolic process. Gene Ontology annotation, molecular function: heme binding; iron ion binding; oxidoreductase activity, acting on paired donors, with incorporation or reduction of molecular oxygen. The record is from RefSeq and is a predicted model, not a curated record. Bases 83 to 1480 code for a protein of 465 amino acids.
GAGAGAGAGAGAGAGGAGAGAGGAGAGAGGAGAGAGAGAGAGAGAGACAGAGAGAGAGUUUCUUGCAUGUGUGUUUGAAACAAUGGUGCUUCUUGGCAUUGUCCUCUGUCUAUUGGUGAUUUGCGGUGGCUUGCUUAGAUGGAACGAAGUGAGGCACCGGCAGAAGGGUCUACCUCCGGGGACGAUGGGGUGGCCUGUCAUAGGCGAGACCUUGGAGUUCCUUAAACAGGGUCCCUCUUUCUUGAAGAACCAGAAAGCCCGGUAUGGGAAUCUGUUCAGAACGCAUAUAUUAGGUUCUCCUACAGUGAUAUGCACGGAACCAGAAAUUAAUAAGUACGUCCUGAUGAAUGAAAACAAGGGCCUGUUGCCUGGAUAUCCGCAAUCGUUGACCAAUAUAAUGGGGAAGUGGAACGUGGCGGCACUACAUGGUCCCCAACACAAGGCCAUGAGGAGUGCUAUGAUCGCUCUUGUCGGUCCCACAGCCAUCAGGGACCAACUCCUCCCCAAGAUUGAUGAAUUCAUGAGAUCCUACCUUUGUCACUGGAAUAACAGAGUUAUUGACAUUCAGGAGGAAUCCAAGGAGCUGUGGUUGAACUCAGUGUUGAAGCUGAUUGCCGGCAUUGACAUAGUUCCACUGGCCAAGUCUCUCAAAUUUGAUUUCAUCAAGCUUGUCCAUGGAACCAUUUCCUUACCUUUCAACUUUCCUGGCACAAACUAUCAUCGCGGACUCCAGGCCAGAAAAAGGGUGGAUAGCAUAUUGGAAAAACUUAUAGAGAAGAGAAGAGCCUCUCCUGGAGAAUCCCAACAUGACAUCCUUGAUGCCCUCCUGAACACUAACGAUACAAGCAAACCAAAUCUUACAGAUGAACAGAUUGUUGAUGUCGUCCUUACACUCAUAUAUACCGGUUUCGAAACUGUUUCGACUACUUUAAUGAUGACUGUCAAGUACCUCCAUGAUCAUCCCGAAGCUCUUGAAGAAUUGAGGAAUGAACAAUCUGCCAUCAGGAAGAGGAAGAAGUCGCCAAAUGAAGCGAUCGACUGGAACGACUACAAAUCAAUGAAUUUUACUCGUGCGGUCAUAUUUGAAACAUUGAGAUUGGCAACUGUUGUUAAUGGAGUGCUAAGAAAAACAACCCAGGAGACGAAAUUGGAAGGAAAUAGCAUUCCCAAGGACUGGAGAAUCUAUGUCUAUCUUAGAGAGCAGAACUAUGAUCCCGUUGUGUAUCCAGAACCACUUAAAUUCAAUCCUUGGAGAUGGAUGGACCAGAACCUGGAGGCCAACAAUCUAUUUAUGCAAUUUGGAUUAGGUACCAGGGUGUGCCUCGGAAAGGAACUAGGAAUUGUAGAAAUAUCAGUAUUUCUUCAUUACUUUGCAACCAUGUACAGAUGGGAAGAAGUUGGAGAAGUCAAAAUACUGAAUUUUCCAAGAGUAGAAGCACCCAAUGGGUUUCAAAUAUUUGUAUCAAAUACAAUAAGUUGACAUUGGGAGAUGAGCUAUCAAUAAAGGCCAUACUAUGACUUCUCAUAUUGUAUUGCAGCCAAUGAAUUAUAAUAAAGCUAUAAAUUCUUCUAGGGCCGAAGGAGAAUAUAAAUAGAUAAAUAUAUUAUACAGAAGGGGUGACCACCAUGUGACCGUGAGAUCAUUAGUUUGA